AUCAAAAUCUAUAUAUUUGCUCCAAAUUAUAAUAUUCUCAGUACAUAACAAUAUUUAAAAAAUAAAAACAAAUCUUUCAUCUCAUUCCUUACCUCGAUUAGGUGGUUCUCUUAUUAUCAUUUAAUAAAAGAAAACCAGACCCCUCAUCUCUCUGUUGUUUUCAACAAACCAAAACUCAAGGGAAGAAAAAAAAAUGCAGUAAAGAGCCAGCAAAAAAUUCUCCUCCAAAUUCCCAAAUACUCAUUUUGGUAAUUGUUUCUUUUUUUUUUUUCUUUUCAUGAUCAAUAAGCACCGUUUCGCUUCGAAUGAAGCCCAAGAACUAGCCAAAACGGUGUUGAUUUUUUCUCCCUAGUCUUGAAAGCUCUCUCCUUAAUCUUUACAACCAUCAUUUUCUUUUCUCUUCCGCUUCCAUUUCCCUUCCAUCACAAUGCCAAUCAUCUAAAUUUCUUUGUCAAACAACUCUCCUGAAAAUUAAAAACAAAAAAGUCUCUCUUGUUUUGUUCUUUCUUUUUUCACAAUAAUGCGUUCCAUUUUUCAUGCCACCGCCGUUUUACUUCUUCAUUUCUUCCUUACGGCGACGUUUUGUCUUGGGAUUCGGACCAUCGGUGGAGGAGAUGGGUCGGGAUUCGGGUUUUCGGAGGCACCGGAUUACCGUAACGGAGUUGGAUGUCCGGUUUCUGUCAAUAAAGAACUGGUGUCCUCCUGCGACCCGUCUUUAGUCCACGUGGCGAUGACUUUAGACUCCGAAUACUUGCGUGGCUCGAUCGCUGCCGUCCACUCCGUCCUCCGCCACGCGUCAUGUCCAGAAAACAUCUUCUUACACUUCAUAGCCGCCGAGUUCGACCCGGCCAGUCCAAGAGUCUUGAGCAAACUCGUCCGAUCCACGUUCCCUUCACUCAACUUCAAAAUCUACAUCUUCCGGGAGGACACCGUAAUCAACUUAAUCUCUUCUUCAAUCCGGCAAGCCCUGGAGAAUCCACUCAACUACGCUCGAAACUACCUCGGAGACAUCUUAGAUCUCUGCGUUGACCGAGUCAUUUAUCUCGACUCAGACCUGGUCGUCGUCGACGACAUUUCCAAACUCUGGAACACAACCCUGACAAAAUCACGUGUCAUUGGCGCACCCGAAUAUUGCCAUGCCAACUUCACCAAGUAUUUUACGGACUGGUUUUGGUCCGACCCGGUUAUUUCCCGGGUCUUCCAGUCUAGAACGCCGUGUUAUUUCAACACGGGAGUCAUGGUAAUGGAUUUGGGUCGUUGGAGAGAAGGGAAUUAUAGGAGAAGAAUUGAGAAUUGGAUGGAAAUACAGAGGAAACGAAGGAUUUACGAGUUAGGUUCGUUGCCACCUUUUUUACUCGUAUUUGCCGGAAAUGUGGAAGCGAUUGAUCAUAGAUGGAACCAACACGGGCUUGGUGGGGACAAUGUAAGAGGUUCUUGUCGAUCUUUGCAUCCUGGUCCUGUUAGUUUGUUGCAUUGGAGUGGGAAAGGGAAGCCCUGGGUUCGACUCGAUGCCAGAAAGCCUUGUCCGAUUGAUUAUCUUUGGGAACCGUACGAUCUUUACAAGGGCAGUUUAGUCAAACAUCAGUCUUCUUCUUCUUCUUUUUCUUCUUCAAUAUUCCUGGGGUUUUCCAGCUAUUUGUUAUGAUUCUUUUUUUUUUUCUUCUUUCUUUCACAUUGUCACAGAAAUGAUGAUUCUUUAUAGAGCUCAGGUGUGUACAGAUUUUUUUUUUUUUGGGGUUAUUUCUUGGAAUUAAGUUUUGUGAUUUACAUAUGGAGGUUUCAAUUCCUUUCAUCAGAGGGGGGGUUCCAUAUUUUGGAACAAUUUUGGUGGGUUGAUUUCUUUGUAUGUAAUUGAAGAAUAUUGUUGAGAGAGGAAUAACAUUCUUAGUUGUUCAUUGUUUCUUUAAUUCAUCUUCCAUUUCCCAUUUUCUCCUCUUUCUCUACUUGCACCUUUUUUCCCUUAAAUUUUCAUUGUAGGUAUCUGAAUCUGGAUUGAUGUAUGGUGCUUUACUUUUCUGCUUUUUCUGACCUUUAAAAAUAUUGAAUUAUGGUUGCCACGUAUCAAACUAUGAUUGGUUUCGUUUCAUCAUUUCAUGUAUUUAACAAUGAUUCUAAGCCAAGAUAAUAAGGCAAAGCUGAGAAGAUCCAAAAACAAAUCAAAAUUUUCAUGCUUUUGUGAAAUGUCUCUAUAUCAGCUGUCCACGGGACCUUGUUGGGGUCCAAAAGAGCUCAAACGCGCACUCUUCUGGAACAACCCCUCUGACCCAAUCAAAGCUAGUAUUUCUUUUCUGCUGCUACUUUUUUUUUUUCCAAGAAAUUUACAUGUGGAUGAUUUUGUUUUAAAGUCUGUUUUCUAGUACUUUAAGUUCUAGUACUUUAAGUUGCCAUGUCAACGAUUCAAGGUCUAAGAGAAGCUGUUGAGAAGAGUGCCAAACGAGUUUCUCCACUCGUUCAUUUCAGCCACCAUCACAUUCAACCUAUGACAAUUGGGAUCCUUGAGAAAUUUCGACUUUGGAAAUGCUUUGGCCUUUGGCGUUGAUAGAAACAUUUCCCAAUGAGCCUAACAUGCUUGUGAUUAUGUUCAUUGAUUAAUUUCCAUUUGUCAAUUGCCGUAUUGUCGCAUGCCCUACAGUUCACACUCCAUUUUCACAUGGAAAUC
Durio zibethinus is the source of this 2659-nucleotide messenger RNA. The record is from RefSeq and is a predicted model, not a curated record. NCBI's taxonomy places the organism in Eukaryota, Viridiplantae, Streptophyta, Magnoliopsida, Malvales, Malvaceae.